This is a messenger RNA of Paecilomyces variotii, 642 nucleotides long. RefSeq lists its product as hypothetical. The record is from RefSeq and is a predicted model, not a curated record. Lineage: Eukaryota; Fungi; Ascomycota; Eurotiomycetes; Eurotiales; Thermoascaceae. Bases 1 to 642 code for a protein of 213 amino acids. The transcript is spliced from 3 exons.
AUGGCGGACAAUAAUAAUACCCCAAGACACACGGCCCAGCAGCUAAGCGCCGCUGAUCUCCACUCGCACGCCGGCGGCAGUGGAGAGCUCCAGCCCCAGCUUCCGCGAGAAGCUCCGCCUGCGGUGGCCGCAAACUCUCCGAUGCAGCAGAGCAACUUCAGUUCGCGACCUUCGCAAACACAACCACAACCACAACCGCAUACUCAGUCGUCCUCCUCGUCCUCCUCCCUUCCGCAACCUCCAUUCCUCCAGACACCACAACUCAGCGUACCUAACCCCACGACAAACACGAACCAUACUUCAGACAAGAUGGACGGCAGCGCAGUCCCCGUGCAGGACACCAAGAGCGCCGCCGAGGCUACCGUGCCAGGAGCUGGAGCUGGAGCCGGAGCUGGGGGCAAUACUCUCGCCGCGGCAUCUUCCUCGACUGCCGCAAAUGCGGGCACUCCCCAGGUUCGUGCUGGAGGAGCGCCUGUUCGUGUGUUCAUGAACGAGAAGAUCGCGCCUUAUCUUCUGGAAGGGAUGAAAGUCGUUGUGAGAGAUCAGCCGCCAGACCCCCUUCGCGUGUUAGGCGAAUUUCUCAUCCAGAAAAGCAAAGAGGUCGAAGGCAAUGGCCCCGCGGGUAACAAAUCCACCGAAUAA